Messenger RNA from Meriones unguiculatus (Mongolian gerbil), 6366 nucleotides. RefSeq names its product rhotekin 2 (gene Rtkn2). NCBI's taxonomy places the organism in Eukaryota, Metazoa, Chordata, Mammalia, Rodentia, Muridae. Gene Ontology annotation, biological process: positive regulation of cell population proliferation; hemopoiesis; signal transduction. The transcript has 12 exons. The coding region runs from base 189 to 1994 and encodes 601 amino acids. The record is from RefSeq and is a predicted model, not a curated record.
AGAGCCCUCGGGUCUUCCCGACUGCGCUGGCGGCGGCAGCCGGAGCGCCCCCAGUGCGCGUGCGCGGCGCCGAGGGCUGGGUUCCCCCUGCAGCCCGCACUUGGUACGGCCGGGCAGUUGGUGCGGUCUGCAGCUGCGGCCCCGGGGCGCGCUUUUCAAAUCGUCCGCGGCUUGCGACUUGCGCCGGGAUGGAGGGGCAGCUGCUGAGGGUCCUCCCCGCGCAGCAGGACUGCAGCAUCCGGGAGAAAAUAGACCUAGAAAUCCGAAUGCGGGAAGGAAUAUGGAAGCUGCUCUCCCUGAGUACAAAAAAAGACCAGGUUUUACACGCCGUUAAGAACCUCAUGGUGUGCAAUGCUCGGAUAGAGGCGUACACGGCAGAGCUGCAGAAGCUGGAAAAUCAGAUUGGGGAUCAAACCGGAAGACGUGAUGUGAGUUUUGAAAGGAAAGAAGGAAAAUCCUGCAAAGGGAAGAUCGCCCUGUCAGAUAUUCGAAUACCACUGAUGUGGAAAGACUCCGAUCACUUCAGUAAUAAAGAAUGCACACAGCGCUACGCCAUCUUUUGUUUAUUCAGGAUGGGAGCCGAAGUGUUUGAUACUGACAUGGAGAUCGUGGAUCAGACAAUCACAGAUAUAUGUUUUGAAAAUGUCACUAUAUUCCACGACGCCGGACCAGACUUCCAGAUAAAGAUAGAAGUGUACAGCUGCAGCGCGGAGGAAUCAUCCUCGUCCAUAACCAACACGCCGAAAAAGCUGGCCAAGAAGCUGAAGACGUCCAUCAGUAAAGCCGCAGGAAGGAAAAUAAGCUCAGCGCUCCAGGAAGAGAACGGGGAGGCGUGCUUGCUUGCCAGCUCUGUUGCGGGUGUGAGGUUCCAUUUGCUAGCUCACACCACCCUGACCCUGGACAGCGCCGGGGACUGCUUCAAGACCCACAACCUGUCUGUUAACGGAGAUGACGAGUGUUCCUUUUGGCUCCCCUUGUAUGGCAAUGUGUGCUGCCGGCUGGUGGCCCAGCCAGCUUGCAUGGCCGAAGAUGCGUUUGCAGGAUUCCUGACUGAGCAGCAAACAGGAAAAGGUCUGGUUGGCUGGAGAAGGCUGUACUGUGCUCUGAGGGGGGGUAAACUCCGCUGUUUUUAUGGUCCCGAAGAAAUUGAAGCCAAAGUGGAACCGACUCUGGUGGUUCCCAUUGACAAGGAAACCAGAAUUCAGGCCAUGGAAAAGGAUUCGAAGAAAAUGCACCGUUUCUCUGUCAUCAACACAGCAGCUGGGGGAGCUGUGACUCACACCUUUGUGACUGACAGCCCGGGAGACUUUCAAGAGUGGAUGGGCGCCUUCCGGCAGCAUUUCUCUGAUCUUAGCCAAUGGAAGCAUUGUUGUGAAGAACUUAUGAAAAUUGAGAUUAUGUCACCACGGAAACCACCUUUGUUCCUGGCAAAGGAGGCGACCUCCGUGUACCAUGAUAUGAGUAUCGAUUCACCUGUGAAACUUGAAAGCUUAACUGAUAUAAUACAAAAAAAAAUUGGAGAGACCAACGGACAGUUCCUCAUUGGUCAGGAUGAAAGAGCCUCACCACCCCCAUGGGCCGCAGUUUUUGAUGGUAACCAUGAAAUGGUCAUCCAGAAGAAAGUGUUGUCCCCCACAGGCAACCCGGCGCCUGAUGGGAAAAGGAAAAAGCGGCGAGCUCCGCUUCCUCCUCCUGGUCAGCCCCCCUUCAGCCUAAGGACACAGAGUGGCACAGACCAGGCCAGGGAUGGCGGGGCUCAGGCCAGUGUCCCUGGAGCCUUGCCUUCGGAUCCCAGAUUGUCACCGCCCACACACCACUUGCAGAAACCAGUGGCAGCCCCUCGCAAACUUCUCCCUGCCAGGAAAAACAGCUCAGCUGAUGGAGAACACACAGACACCAAAACCAGUUUAGACACGAAGCCGGUGCCAGCUCCAAGGCAGAAAUCCAUCAGAGACAUGCUGGACCCUCGGUCGUGGCUCCAAGCUCAAGUAUAGGAGCUGUGAGGCUUGGGUCAGAGGCAUUAUAUGUGUAAUGUUAUAUAAUUGUAUAGGUAAAGACCAUAGCAAUUUCCAUAAACCCUUAAUAAGCUAUUAGGCACAGAAAAGCACCCUUAAAUAGAGAAUUGGAUUUCUCUUUUACUUCUCAUUUUCAGAGAAGUGAUUUUUUUCCCCACAGAGCAAAAGAGGCAGUUUCUAGACAGUGUCCUAAUUGUUGGAAGGGUUAAUUUAUUCCUUCUUUGGUAGCACGCAGUGAAUAAGUAGGCAGAAGAGCGCAUUGAUGUUUCUUUUGGAGAGAGAGUGUCUAGUAAUGUAGAAUAUGUUAAAUACAGGCCAUAUUCUCAUUGUGAGAAUUUUAAUACUUAAUGGAAUGUUUCAAAGGUCUUAUUCAAACCACAAAUUACAGAAUCCACCCAAGGAAAAAUUUCCCCUUCAGCUUUCUGGAAUUCUCAUCUAACGGCCUGCCGGCCCCCCUUCUAUUGUUUAACCAGAGGGUUUAUGGUGUUGACCUUUUAAAUUCCUGGGAUAAAUUUUAGAAUAUUAAAUUCUUUGUCUUUAAAGGGAAUUUGUAAUCUGCGAUUCAAAGUCAUUUCCUUGAUGAGCCCUGAGAUCCUGUUGACUUUGUCAUUCCAUCAGUGAGGAGCACGCUUAUUAGUGAGAGAAAUGGAUAUGAAAUGUCCCCCAUUGCUCAGCUUGCGGCAUGAUGUUAAUCUCCAUUGUGCCCUCUGGAAUUCAGGGAGGCAAGAGGCUGAUUAAUGCCUUAAAAUUUAUUUAAUACUUAGUUUAAAAGCAGAUGGCAGACUCAAAAAUUAUCAGGAAAGUUGACCAUAGUAAUUUUCAGAAUUAAUCCUGUUUCAAAUUUUUAAUUAGAUUUCCUUUUGUUAGUAAGGGUUGAUGUCUGUUAUUGAUAUUAUCCAUUAAAAGUCAUAUUCAUUCAGUAAUCACACUGGCAUCGUUUCCAUAGGAGAUGAUUUCCAUAGCAACUAAUCAUAGUGACCCAAACAGGAUUAUGCAUUGAAUGGGGGAUAAAUAACAAGAGGAUGAAUAUCUUAAAUGGACAAAAAGAAAGAUCCACUUUCUGUUAAUAACCCUUUUUGUAAACAAGAAGAGCGGAAUGGUUUUAAAAUGCCAUCAGAAUUUCCAAGUAAAACUUCCCAGAAGGUGUCAACACCAGUCUUCAAAGUCCAGGACUGCCCAAGCCCUAACUGUCACCGUAAAGCAUCAGGCUGGAGGCAGUAAAGGACAGAGAGAUCAGCUCUCUUGAUCCCGAUUCGAACUGCAUAAAAGGAAAUGUAAAAUGAAUGUCGGACCAACAAAGGCCUUGAUGGAACCUUUCAUCAUUUUUAGGUGGUAGAGGGACAUGUUUUGCUCGUCUGCUUUGUCUCGUUUGUGUUGUUCUGUUCUAUGCCAUACUGUGACUGCCAGGUAAUAAAGAGACUGUUGCUGGCCCUGGACUCCCAGUGAGAAGUGGAACCCUGGAGCAGUGACGCACUAAGUCUCCCCCUUCCUCCUCCCCCCUCCCCCGUGACAAUGAGGCAGCCAGAGCAGACACAGCCCUCCAUGAAGGUGGGGGGCUGUGUAGAGAGAGUCUCCUAAAUCCAUAGAAACCUGAAGAGCAGGUGGGCAUGUUUUUGUUUUUGUUUAACUGAAAAGGUCUCAGAAGUUGUGGUGGUGAUUGCCAUUUCAGUAAAUCAAAGUCUAAGUUUCAUUAUUGCUUGAAAUGCCCGUUUUUAGCCCUCACUGUUAUCUUCAACAAUCUCUGUGAACUGUUGAUGCUUCUGCUUCUUCUUCUAUCUCUACUACUUCUGCUGCUGCUGCUGCUGCUGCUUCCUUCUUCCUUCUCCUCCUCUUCAAGUUAGAAGGUGCAACUGGCAAAAUUGCUUCUGAUCACUAGCACCCAAGUGCACCCACCCCAUCCCCCUGUACCCUCCACUUGCUGCAUUCCUUUAUUACAAGCCAUGAUUUAAAUAUACAUGUCAUCUUCCCAUUUCUUGUGCAAGUUGCGGCUGAAACAAUCUAGGUUGUGCAGGGGGCAGAGUUUAUUCCUGGAGACAUUCUAGAGGAAUUGUGUUCUCAGCGGGGAGCUUUGAACCCGGUCUGAAGUCAGGCUCCUUCCUAGAGCCCUGUGGUAGGUAGGUGAAGCCCUGCCCAGCUCCCACUGGUCUCUAGAGGUCCAGCUCUGUACUGCAAUGCUCAUUAAAUGUUAAUUCACCUCCACUCCAUCCCAAAAGAAAGAAAGAAGGAAGAAAAGGACAAAGAUGCUCUAUUUCUUCCUCCUCUCUCCUAACUCUUCCUACCUUUCUUCUCCCCCUCUUCUCUUUCCUUCACAGCUUAAAAAUAUCUGAAGAUACUGACUUAAAAACCGCCAAGGAAUUUUUCAGCAGCAUUUUCUCGUUUACUGAACUAGAUAGAACAAUGAUAGAGGGGUGUGCCAUGUGACAGGAAAGGUCAACCAGCUUUGUGUGAGCUAGUCCUCAUGUGUCCUUCCAAUUCAUUUCUUUUGUGUCAUGUCUGGGUAAUAUUAUAAUAGAAGACACUUAAUAAAAAAUGAUAUUUUAUACUAUGGUACUUUUGAUGACAGGGAGAUAGCAUCUUGGGCAAUUGCAUUUGCGUCUCAGGGUCUACGAUACAAAUUACAACAGCAUCGGUAGCGGUAUCAUUUUUAAUUGCUACAGCAAUGGUGGUUUCCUUAUUUUGACAUCUUUUGAAGAGAAAGAACACUUUCAUAAUGUAAAUACACACUCCUCCAGCUAAAAUCUAUCAAAACUACCAAGCAUGGCAGCACUUGCCGACUCCACAGACUCCUAACGGUUGCCAUCCCUCCACGCACCACUCCUUUCAAACCCACGUGGCUGUGUGUGAACAACUCUUCAUGGCCCGUAUUGAUGCCUGCCUCCGCCCUUUAGGAGAAAAUGUCUCUCACUCAGUACCACUCAUUAAAAAUGAACAGGAGCUGUCUUGGCUUAGAGACACCUACCAAGGGAAGUAGGUGAUGCUGUCAAGUCUUUCUUUGGGUACCUCAGCCACCUACUGUGAAGUUAAUUCAUUCAGUCCAAAAUAAAGUCGUAGGGGCGGUUGGUGUGGUUUAUGUUAAAUGCCAUUCAAAUGCAAUCACCUGUGCAACAACACAGCAGAGGCAGACAUGUUAGAGAUGCAGCGAUUCCAGGAGCAAGCGAGGAAGAAGGAAGCAUCUGCCAGGAACUGUGGUGCGUAUCUUCUGGGCAGAACUUACCAGAACUCAUUGGUAUGUUCAGGAGUGGAUUGGUAGAGAGCUAAGCUGCAAUUAAUGAGCAUUUACAUUCCAGCAGUUGUCUUCUCCCUUCUAUUAUGUUUCAAAAGCAUUUCUAGCUGGGGGGGAGGGGGUUGGGGGUGGGUGUAACUCAUGCUUUUCAUCCCAGUACUUGGAGGCAGAGGCAGGCGGAUCUCUGAGUUUGAGGCCAGCUUGGUCUACAGAGUGAGUUCCAGGACAACCAGGGGCUACACUGAGAAGUUUAGUCUUGCAAAGCCAAUUGGGAAAAAAAAAUACAUUUUUUAGUUUUAAAUUUUGAGAGAGAAGGAGAGGAAGAGAGAGAAAGAAUGCAAACAGAAGCCUGAAGAGGUCGUUGGACCACGUGGAAUUGGAUCAAAAGUGAGCCACCUAAUGCGGGCCAAAGAACCAAACCUGAGUCCUCUUCAGGAGAGGAGCAGCAAGUGCUAUUGACCACCGAGCCAGCCAGCCAGCCCGAGAUGUGUGUUAACUCCUAUAUUGCUGAUGAUAGUUCCAUGAGAAGAACUGUUGUCCUAGAUUGUGGAUUUUCCUAGAUAGCCCUGGGAGGGGAAGAAUACCACUUUUGAGGCUUUUAAAGGAAUUUCGUUUGUUUCCUUUUUAAAAUGAUAUCCACUUGUUUGUUUAUAAGGUGCGUGUCCCACAGCCCUCAUAUGGAGUGAGUUGACAACCGGUGGGAGUCCGUUCCCUCCUUCCACCAAGUGGGUCCUUCAAACUCAACUCGGUCCCUGGAGUUUAGUGGCUGGCGAGCACCUUCAUCCACUGAGCUGCCCAGCCAGCCCCACCUCUUGAGUUUUUAAAAGGCUGUUUCAUUUGAAAGUGGAUUGUAUUAUUUUCUAACAUGUUUAUGUAAUUAGCAGUAUUUAAUCAUGUGGAUCAAAUGUCUGGAUCCAAGAAUAUGAGUUGUAUCAGGCUUUUUCUUUUAAGAUCAAAGGUGCUUAGAGGAAGUCUAAGUCUCAUAAUUAAAACUGUGUAGUAAUUAAAGGACGUGAUUCAUGAAGCCGUUUUCUAGCAUGCUCUCUGAGGUUCUCCCUCUGGGCUGAACUGGACAGUUUCUGAGGGGAAAGCAUCCUCCGAUACUGGGAAACUCAAUGUCCAGGCACC